UUGGCGACCCUUGUUUCAACAAGUGUCAAUUCUGUCAAAUUAAAGAGUUAUCAAAACAAAUGUUUACUCCUAGUUUAAGAAAUAGUUGUUGUGUGGUUGUUGUGUAUAAACAACGAAUUUAAAAUGGUGUACAUUCAUUUUCCUGCCAAUUUCACAGAAGAGGAGCUUAUGCUCCAAGCUAAAUACCAGAAACUGAAAAAAAAGAAAAAAGCCUUACAAGCUUUAAAAGCCCCGAAACCCGAACCAGAGAAACCUAUUACGCCUAAACGUCCAGCGGAAGCCCGAGAUGCUCGAGAAGUAGCAAAAAAACUCAUCAAAUCAGGUGCAAUUCCUGCUAUUUCAAAACAACAGAAACAACCAGAACAAGGAUUUAAACGACCACGAGGCCUUGAAAGGAAACUUAUUUCUGACAAAAUUGUGAGCGGAUAUCAACCAUUUUCUGCAGUACAAAUGGAUGACGGUCCCGACAAUCCAGAAAAUAAACCACCGCGAAUCAAGAAUUUGUAUGAUACUUUUGCCAAUGCCAGAGACAGGGAAGAAAGGGGUCUCACGGAGAAGCAGCGCGAAAAGCCUGAUAAACCUCGGCAAGGCAACACAAUUUAUGUUUCUGGAUAUAAAAUCACGGAAGAGUUUUUGAAAAAACAUUUCUCAACGAUUGGAAAUAUUGUGAAUAUUUCAAUGGAAAUUGAGAAAAAUCGAGGUUUCGUAACUUUUGAUAAAGUGGAAGCUGCAGAACGUGCAAUUGCAGAGAUGGAUGGCAGUAUGGUGUCAGGUAUUCAAUUAAAAGUAACUUUAGCUAGGCGUCAGCCUCAAAUAGAACCAAUAAAUGAUGCAUCUUCGUCAGCAGCAUGGGCAACCUUAGCGUCAAGUCAUUCCCAGAAAGGCAACCACAGGGACAAGCGAAACCUCGUAUCGUACGACGAUAUGUUUGACUGAUAUUAUUUCAGUGAGGUAAUAGUUUAUUAAGAAAAAAUAUAGCAAGUUUAUAGAAUGUUAAAGUUAUUAAUUUAUUGAAAAGAUAUUUGACAGUAAAGAAUUGAGUUCGCAAGU
Molecule: messenger RNA, 1050 nt
Organism: Zophobas morio
Lineage: Eukaryota; Metazoa; Arthropoda; Insecta; Coleoptera; Tenebrionidae
Gene: Nelf-E
Product: negative elongation factor E
Exons: 5
Coding region: 124-936 (270 amino acids)
Biological process (GO): negative regulation of transcription elongation by RNA polymerase II
Cellular component (GO): NELF complex
Molecular function (GO): RNA binding
Source: RefSeq, a predicted model, not a curated record